AUGACUCCCUGGUUCAAUUUCACUACGUUCGAUAUAUUUGGUGAUCUGGGCUGUGGUGAGUCGUUUGAUUGCCUUCAGCACUCCCAGUACCAUCCGUGGAUCGCUCUAUUAUUUAGUAGUGUCAAAGCUGCCUCAUUCGUUGCAGCUGCGUGGUAUUACACCCUGGUGGAGUCACUGUUGAUGAAAUGUAUUCCACGGUCCUUGGAGGAAACGGGUAAACGUCAUUACCAGCACAUUGUGGACAAGGUCGACCGGCGUCUUCACUGGGAACUCCAGAGAUCAGACAUCAUGUCUCAUCUUGUGGACGAAAGUGGUCAUGUGGCAUUUCCGCGCGAGGAGCUUGACUCGACCUUCAUGAUUCUGACCACAACCAGCAGUGAGACCACUGCUACUGUUCUAACAGGUAUUUUGGCCUAUUUGGUAAAUCAGCCCGAAACGAUGGGACGUCUUGUCCGGGAUAUCCGUCAGGGGCUCAAGUCCGAUCCGGAGAUUAGCCUGUCGGCGGCCUCGGAUCUUACGUAUCUCACCGCGGUCAUUCAAGAAGGGCUACGACUUUGUCCUCCAGUGCCAUGGAUGCUUCCCCGCCAGGUACCACCUGGAGGGAGCAUCGUGGUGGGACCUGGUUGCCGGGAGGGGUUUACAUCUGUUUCUCUCCAAGCCUACACCCUCAACCGGGACCCCUCUCGUUUCUAUGCCUCCGCGUCUUUCAUCCCCGAGCGAUGGCUAUUGGAUGCCUCGGUCAACCCAAACUCGCCCUAUUACCACGACGACCGCUGGGCUGUAAAGCUGUUCAGUAUCGGGCCACGGUCUUGCCUGGGCCAGCACCUCGCAUGGGCAGAAAUGAGGCUAAUCCUAGCUAAGCUACUCAUAAACUUUGACUUUGAGGCUAUUGACGGGAAACAGUUGCAAUGGGAGGAUUUGCGCACAUUUUUGUUGGUCGAGAAGCGGCCAUUGGAGGUUCGAGUGCGACUGGCCCAGCAUGAUUAG
This is a messenger RNA of Aspergillus nomiae NRRL 13137, 987 nucleotides long. Its product is annotated as cytochrome P450. Bases 1 to 987 code for a protein of 328 amino acids. Gene Ontology annotation, molecular function: iron ion binding; oxidoreductase activity, acting on paired donors, with incorporation or reduction of molecular oxygen; monooxygenase activity. The transcript is spliced from 2 exons. The record is from RefSeq and is a predicted model, not a curated record. NCBI's taxonomy places the organism in Eukaryota, Fungi, Ascomycota, Eurotiomycetes, Eurotiales, Aspergillaceae.